Rhea pennata is the source of this 5420-nucleotide messenger RNA. RefSeq names its product SRC proto-oncogene, non-receptor tyrosine kinase (gene SRC). Gene Ontology annotation, biological process: innate immune response; bone resorption; negative regulation of intrinsic apoptotic signaling pathway. The coding region runs from base 77 to 1678 and encodes 533 amino acids. NCBI's taxonomy places the organism in Eukaryota, Metazoa, Chordata, Aves, Rheiformes, Rheidae. The record is from RefSeq and is a predicted model, not a curated record. Gene Ontology annotation, cellular component: extrinsic component of cytoplasmic side of plasma membrane. Gene Ontology annotation, molecular function: ATP binding; non-membrane spanning protein tyrosine kinase activity; signaling receptor binding. The transcript is spliced from 12 exons.
GGCGCGGGGCUGCGGCGGCGGCCGCGCCCCCGGCGCGGAGACAAAGCGGCGCCGCGCACACGCGGAGCCCGGCACCAUGGGGAGCAGCAAGAGCAAGCCCAAAGACGCCAGCCAGCGGCGGCGCAGCCUGGAGCCCACGGAGAACGCCCACCAUGGGGGCUAUCCGGCCUCCCAGACACCCAGCAAGACCACCGCUCCCGACGCCCAUCGCACGCCCAGCCGCACCUUCGGGACCAUGGCUGCGGAGUCCAAGCUCUUUGGGGGCUUCAACACCUCCGACACCGUCACGUCGCCGCAGCGCUCCGGGGCUCUGGCGGGUGGAGUCACCACCUUCGUGGCCCUCUACGAUUACGAGUCCCGGACGGAAACAGACUUGUCCUUCAAGAAAGGAGAACGUCUCCAAAUUGUCAACAACACGGAAGGCGACUGGUGGCUGGCUCACUCCCUCACCACCGGCCAGACUGGCUACAUCCCCAGUAACUACGUCGCGCCCUCGGACUCCAUCCAGGCUGAAGAGUGGUAUUUUGGAAAGAUCACUCGGCGGGAGUCCGAGCGGCUGCUGCUCAACCCCGAAAACCCCCGCGGGACCUUCCUGGUGCGGGAAAGCGAGACCACGAAAGGCGCCUACUGCCUCUCCGUCUCCGACUUCGACAACGCCAAGGGGCUCAACGUGAAGCACUACAAGAUCCGCAAGCUGGACAGCGGCGGUUUCUACAUCACCUCGCGCACCCAGUUCAGCAGCCUGCAGCAGCUGGUGGCCUAUUACUCCAAGCACGCCGAUGGCUUGUGUCACCGCCUCACCAACGUCUGCCCCACCUCCAAGCCCCAGACCCAAGGCCUGGCCAAGGACGCGUGGGAGAUCCCCCGGGAGUCUCUGCGGCUCGAGGUGAAGCUGGGGCAAGGCUGCUUUGGAGAAGUGUGGAUGGGGACUUGGAACGGCACCACCAGAGUGGCCAUAAAGACACUGAAACCUGGCACUAUGUCUCCGGAGGCAUUCCUGCAGGAGGCCCAGGUCAUGAAGAAGCUCCGCCAUGAGAAGCUUGUUCAGCUCUACGCAGUGGUUUCAGAGGAGCCCAUUUACAUUGUCACUGAAUACAUGAGCAAAGGGAGCCUCCUGGACUUCCUGAAGGGAGAGAUGGGCAAGUACCUGCGGCUGCCCCAGCUCGUGGACAUGGCGGCUCAGAUCGCAUCCGGCAUGGCUUAUGUGGAGAGGAUGAACUACGUGCACCGCGAUCUCCGCGCGGCCAACAUCCUUGUGGGUGAGAACCUGGUGUGCAAAGUGGCUGACUUUGGCUUGGCGCGCCUCAUCGAGGACAACGAGUACACUGCCCGGCAAGGUGCAAAGUUCCCCAUCAAGUGGACGGCCCCCGAAGCAGCUUUGUAUGGCAGGUUCACCAUCAAGUCGGAUGUCUGGUCCUUUGGCAUCCUCUUGACUGAGCUAACCACCAAGGGCAGAGUGCCGUACCCAGGGAUGGUCAACCGGGAGGUGCUCGACCAGGUGGAGCGGGGCUACCGGAUGCCUUGCCCGCCGGAGUGCCCUGAGUCACUGCACGACCUCAUGUGCCAGUGCUGGAGGAAGGACCCAGAGGAGCGGCCCACCUUCGAGUACCUGCAGGCCUUCCUCGAGGACUACUUCACAUCGACAGAGCCCCAGUACCAGCCCGGCGAAAACCUAUAGACCUGGAGCUCCUCCUGGCACCAGAGACCCCCUAGGCCUCACAGUGCGCGUGGGGCACAUGGCUCGUGGAGGUCUACUGUCCUCGCACCCAAGGAGGGUUUUGAGGAGCAGCACCAGGGGCAGGACAGGGCAUUGCUUCCAGGCAUGGACAGUGGAGGUGCUGGAUUCUCCUGUGGCUAAUUAAGACUUCUGGUCCCUGUUUAACGAAGCAUCGCUGUUCUGCUGGCAAGAGGAGUCUGAAGGCACUGUGCACCGGCUGGGCCGGAGACAUCACUCCAGAUGGUGAGCGAAGAAGCGGGCUCACGGGGCGUCGUCCCCAGAGAGCCUUCGGCCUUUGCAAGACAUUUUCCCCCAGUAGCUCCGCGGCGCUUGCGGCAGCUGGCUUUCUGAGUCGGGCGUCAGUGCUGCAGGACACCACCUUCUGCCUCGGACACACGGUCCUUGCCUUCUGCACCCCCUUCUGCAUCAGCACAAGUCUCCCUGCCCCACUUCACCUGCCCCUCAGUCCCUCUCCAUGCCCCAUGCCGGUUGUCCCCAAAGGGCUCGCAGAGACAUUUCACUUUGUGGGAGGCAGCAGCCGUUGCUGUUUCUGACUCGGAUACUCUUCCGGAGGGUGGACAUUACAUUUUGGUGCAUCCGGGCCCGGUGAUGGCCACCUCUUCCAUCCUCGCUGUGGUGUUGCUGCAGACGUGGGGUGGGAGCCAGGACGCUGGCUGUCCUGCAUCGCUCUGGCUUCAAGCUCUGUCCAUACCUUGGGCAGGACUCUGUGGCUGAGCUACGUUAGUGCCUGUGUUGGGAGUUUUAAAUCACUGUGUCACUGCUUAAAUGUCACUGCUUGUGACUCUGGUGACUUCAGCUAUGUUGUGGGGUUGCCAGGGGGCAGUUUGAGUCUUCCAACUGUGUCUGUCCUUCAGCAAAGGGGAUCUGUGUCACCUAGGGAGCUACUUCUGGGAACACCACCAUGGAAGAUGCCACGAGAGUCCCUUCCCUUGCCUCACUGCCCAGCCCUACUGCUUUGGGUGGGUUUUCUUCCAUGAAAUGCUCCUGGUCUUCCAGCCGAUACCCCACAAAGCACGCGAGAACAACGCCAAGCCACUCUCUCCAUCCCUCUCACUUUGCUGCAAGGUUUUUCACUGCUAGAGAAACAAGGCUGUAGAGUCACUCCAGACUGUCCCCACGUAGGUCCCCAGGCCACCACGAGGUUGGGGAUGCAGCAUCCUUGGAGGACAGACCUCUGGUGGGAGCACCCGGGCCGGUUUGCAAGCUGUGGGUGCACAGAGUCGGUCAAGCCUGCCGCAGCACUCCUCCUGCGAGAGCGCUGCUGCUCUGCUGGCUUCAGAUUUAAGUUCUAGCUAGUGUGGUUUCCCCAUCCCGCCUCACUUCCGUUGUCCUGCACGUGGAUGCGGUGACCAGAUCCCUGGGGGCGUGGGAGUGCUUUGGGGGGAGCGUUGGGCUUCGGUUGAUGUUUCUGGCUGCCAGUAUGUUUUUUAGCAGCCUGCCCUCACUCACAGUGCCACGGGGCAAAGCGAGCGCCAUGCCGACAGCUCUGCUGCUGGAGGAGCGUUCCCGGGAAGCAGUGUGCCGCCUAGGAGACAGUCGCAGGCUCAUCAUCUUCCCACCUGCUCCCAAAGGUCCAUCCCCCACAGGCUGAACCCCCCCACAGCAGCGAAGCCCUAGGGCUGCCGGCGAGGUGGUCGCGGCUGGCCAGCGCUGCAGAGCAGCCCAUUCCUCUCCACGGAAGGAGUGUUCCCGAGCUGCGUCGGGGAUUUGUACAUAGCCCUCGAGUGGCCUGAGUGCUCUCCCAGAAGUUGACCUAGUUGCAUGUGCUUCCCUCCUUCCAAUGGUAACGUUAACGUGUGUGUUCGCAGUUGUACCUAGCCAGAGUCCUUUGCCGUGCUGGCUUGCUGGGCUUCGGUUACUGUCACCGCUCCCAUGUCCCUGCCCUUAGUCCUGAGAUCCUCUGUGCCAAACCCCCCGAGGGACAGGACUGCUGUCCAAGGCAUGCGCGUGGGUGUGUGCCUGCGUGUGUGUUGCCCUCAGUCCAGGUGCUUCUUCCAAGAGCUCAGCAGCAUUUUGUAGCAUCCAUCAGGACUAAAUGUCUCUCUUUGGUAUCACAGCAGCCUGGCCUCCUUGUGCAGAAGGACCUUGGGCCUUGGCCCCGUAGCUUCGUGCACCUCUUGUUCUCUGUAUUUUUCCCUUGUCCCCGUCAUUUGUGAGAUGGGGGCUUCAGCCCUGUAGCAUCACUGCAGCCCGCAGAGCCAACCCACCUCUCACUCGCUCCCUGGUGCAGCACGAGCAUCUUGGCACCUAUUUAAAGCCAGGCGGGGGAUGCUGUGCUGCCAAGGAGAAACCGCUGCUGCCCCGAGGAGGAGCGCGCUGCGGGCGGCAGCCUCGUGCCCUCACCACCAGCUUUGCCGCCAGCCCCGCGGACGGCAGCUCGGCUCCUCCCGUCGCGCCCCUCCUGCCCGCGGGAGCAGCCGAAGCCGUCGGUGCAGCCCCAUGUCUUAUUUAUUGAGUAAGUCCUCGGUCAGUGGGUCGGUUUGUGGAUCCUUUUCAAUUAGCAACACCUUCAAAAUCAGCUCAGAUGGGCUCUUCUUGGUCAGUACAGCAUGAUCCUGCUGUUGUUGGCUUGGAUAGCAGCAACUGUUGUAAUGAAUUUCUAAAUGAUUUGAGGACUUAAAGCCCUUUUCUUCCUCCCCAGCACGUUUGCUGUGCCUGGAUUCCUGUGGUUUUGCAGGGACUCUUCAAACCUUGUAAUGUUUGGGGUCCUUUAGUUUUUGCACCUCUUGGACAGUCACGCCGCCACCAUGCAGAGAAAUCCCUUCCUUUUCCAAAAAGGAGGACGCUGCGAGGGCUGUCCUGUGCCAUAACUCUGCAUAAGUUACAUGCGAUCCCCAUCCCAGGAGAAAUCCCUUAAAAUUGUAAGUUGGAAAUGUGCAAAAGCCAGAUUUGACCUGAAAGCUGGGAGAGAGCAAAGGCAAAUGCACAUAUUAAUGUUUAGCCCUUCACUUCCUUUAGCAUGUACAGUGUCUUUUAAGAGCAAAGGGGGACUGCAACGAUGGUAAAACGCUUGCUUCAGUCCUGGCUCCAUCAGGUUUUUUGUGACAAGUGGCAGAGCGGUAACUCACCAGUAACUUGAGGAAGACCUGGGUUUUUCUGUUUUCUCCUGACUUUUGGCAAGCUUUGAUGAAGGGAAAGCGUGUCGACUUUUCAGGGCAGAAGGUAGUGACAUGACCCCGGAGGAGACCCCGGGCAGCGGCGGUGCCCCCCGGCGCCUCCGUGCUACCCCUUGCAGCUGGCGUCACGCGGAGCUGCAUGGACGAAGAGACUCUCCUCCGUCACCCUUGGUGGUUGACGACUUGCUUUUUAAGCCAGUAAGCCCGAGGGGGAACCUCUCCUACCUAAUGAUGCUCUCUGGCAUUGAUUCAGGGGGACGAAUAACGCCGUGCAAGGUAUUCUCUUCUGCUGUCAGAAUUUUUUUUUAAACAGUGUUUUGUAAAAUCUCCAAACAGCUAUGCAGAGAACACGUGGAUGUUUCUCUUUCCCCAGCCCCCCUCUAUCCCCACCUACCUUUCCCAGUGUCUAAGUAAAAUAUUUAGCUUUUCUUUUUUUCUUUGAAUACUGAUGAAACUUUGGGAAAAACCUGAAAAUGUCCGGCGUUGUGGGUGGCAGGGGUGGAGAUGCUUUGAAACUUUAAUGUUGGUGUAAAUACUUUGCAAUUUGAUAAUUAAAUACAAACAGA